This is a messenger RNA of Salvelinus fontinalis (brook trout), 1650 nucleotides long. RefSeq names its product dynein heavy chain-like. NCBI's taxonomy places the organism in Eukaryota, Metazoa, Chordata, Actinopteri, Salmoniformes, Salmonidae. The annotation marks the transcript as partial. The transcript is spliced from 5 exons. The record is from RefSeq and is a predicted model, not a curated record.
AUGGACGUCACACAGGUUUCGUUUCCCAGACCUCUGUUGUCUUCACGGCCAGCUGUUAGAUUUAAGCUGUUAGAUCAUAGCAAAGAGGCUAACGCUAUCCCGGGGGUUGAGAGUGGGGGAAAGGUGUUAGCUUUAGCUGGUAGCGAAGAGGCUAACGGUAUCCCGGGGGUUGAGAGUGGGGGAAAGGUGUUAGCUUUAGCUGGUAGCGAAAAGGCUAACGGUAUCCCGGGGGUUGAGAGUGGGGGAAAGGUGUUAGCUGUAGCUGGUAGCGAAGAGGCUAACGGUAUCCCGGUUGAGAGUGGGGGAAAGUAUUCAAUAUGCUUAACAGUGCAGUAUUCAAUAUGCUUAACAGUGCAGUAUUCAAUAUGCUUAACAGUGCAGUAUUCAAUAUGCUUAACAGUGCAGUAUUCAAUAUGCUUAACAGUGCAGUAUUCAUUAUGCUUAACAGUGCAGUAUUCAUUAUGCUUAACAGUGCAGUAUUCAAUAUGCUUAACAGUGCAGUAUUCAAUAUGCUUAACAGUGCAGUAUUCAUUAUGCUUAACAGUGCAGUAUUCAAUAUGCUUAACACAGUAUUCAAUAUGCUUAACAGUGCAGUAUUCAUUAUGCUUAACAGUGCAAUUUUCAAUAUGCUUAACAGUGCAGUAUUCAUUAUUCUUAACAGUGCAGUAUUCAAUAUGCUUAACAGUGCAGUAUUCAAUAUGCUUAACAGUCCAAUAUUCAAUAUGUUUAACAGUGCAGUAUUCAUUAUUCUUAACAGUGCAGUAUUCAAUAUGCUUAACAGUGCAGUAUUCAAUAUGUUUAACAGUGCAGUAUUCAAUAUGCUUAACAGUGCAGUAUUCAAUAUGCUUAACACAAUAUUCAAUAUGCUUAACAGUGCAGUAUUCAAUAUGCUUAACAGUGCAGUAUUCAAUAUGCUUAACAGUGCAGUAUUCAAUAUGCUUAACAGUGCAGUAUUCAAUAUGCUUAACAGUGCAGUAUUCAAUAUGCUUAACAGUGCAGUAUUCAAUAUGCUUAACAGUGCAGUAUUCAAUAUGCUUAACAGUGCAGUAUUCAAUAUGCUUAACAGUGCAGUAUUCAAUAUGCUUAACAGUGCAGUAUUCAAUAUGCUUAACAGUGCAGUAUUCAAUAUGCUUAACAGUGCAGUAUUCAAUAUGCUUAACAGUGCAGUAUUCAAUAUGCUUAACAGUGCAGUAUUCAAUAUGCUUAACAGUGCAGUAUUCAAUAUGCUUAACAGUGCAGUAUUCAAUAUGCUUAACAGUCCAAUAUUCAAUAUGCUUAACAGUGCAGUAUUCAAUAUGCUUAACAGUGCAGUAUUCAAUAUGCUUAACAGUGCAGUAUUCAAUAUGCUUAACAGUGCAGUAUUCAUUAUGCUUAACAGUGCAGUAUUCAAUAUGCUUAACAGUGCAGUAUUCAUUAUUCUUAACAGUGCAGUAUUCAAUAUGCUUAACAGUGCAGUAUUCAAUAUGCUUAACAGUGCAGUAUUCAAUAUGCUUAACAGUGCAGUAUUCAUUAUGCUUAACAGAGCAAUAUUCAAUAUGCUUAACAGUGCAGUAUUCAAUAUGCUUAACAGUGCAGUAUUCAUUAUUCUUAACAGUGCAGUAUUCAAUAUGCUUAACAGUGCAGUAUUCAAUAUGCUUAACAGUGCAGUAU